Molecule: messenger RNA, 1986 nt
Organism: Penicillium taxi
Lineage: Eukaryota; Fungi; Ascomycota; Eurotiomycetes; Eurotiales; Aspergillaceae
Exons: 2
Coding region: 1-1986 (661 amino acids)
Source: RefSeq, a predicted model, not a curated record
AUGCCUCUUUUACAAGGCCUCUUCAGGUCUAAGCCCAAGUCCAAAGAUGCUCAAACCCCUCGAGCCCGGGCAUGGCCAAAUCUGCGCCGCUGGAAUUCAGUUAUUACCCCACUUGGACGUACUGAACGAGGCUCUACCUUGAUGAGGGAAGAAGUCGAGGCAACAACCACGGAAGAAACUGAAGUGGUUGUACCUCAAUCGGUCGUUCCUAAAGCUCCAGUAGUCGUUCCGGUGGAAAAGGGUCACUCGCAGCAUGGCUCUAAGCGUCUGAAGGGUAUCAUCAUGUCGCGUCUUCAUCUGAGCAGAUCCGAGGCUCGCAGUCAAAGUUCGAUGUCCGAACUGGAACUCCCUCCACCCUUGUUGAAGAUAAAAUCCCCUCCGGUCGCGGCGAAGGUCAAACUCCCUCCACCCAUGGUGAAGAUGCCGACUGUUUACAGGUCACCAUUGAAUAGCAAUGGAAGCCUACCCAGUAUCCCGAUUAACGAUGAUCCUUCUGGCCCUUCUGGUUCUGGGACACGGAAUGUCAGCACUCAGACGAUGAUGUCCCAGGUGUCGGCGACCACCGAUAGUACCAUCCGUCGCCAUCCAUCACUGCAUGCGCCAAUGCCAAUUCAGGAGCUGGAUGAAAGCGACUUUCUCUGGUCAAACCUAGUGAAUUUCAAUCUUGACAGGGUGUCUGCGGGCCAUGCGAAUGAAUCUUCAGACCCGUUUUCUGAUGACAAGGAAGUUGCUGUCGAGCCACAGUCCGUUGCAGCCCAAUAUGCGUCCAAUUUGUACGAAAGCCAGCCAGAUCAUGAUCAGGGACCGCCUGUGACACCGACUAAUGUCUCUAAAUCGCACAACCACCAAAAUUCUCGCAAGCGCCGUCAGAUCAGCGCUGGUGGUAGUGAUACGAGUCGUUGCAGUCAAAUGUGCCGAUUAAACCCGAAGAAGGCCGUUGUCGCAUUCAACAUGCUGGCAAGCCAGUUGAACGUCCCCAUUACCAUCCCUCCGAAUGACCCAACGACUGUCACCGCUGCGAACACAAUGAUUGAGGGAAACAACCAACCUACGUACCGGGGGCUGUUUAACCUUAUACGGCCCGUUCAAUCAAGCAUGGCACUGGGGGAUUCUUUCCAACCACUGCCUGAGAAGGCGACUAACAAGCUUCGUCGAAGCAAGACGUUUUCCAACAUCGGUCGCCGUGCAAGGCCGAUGAGCUCUCUGCGAGGCAGAUCCCUGGAGAACAUUGCCCGCCUCGGAGGACAUAGCUACCUGAUUCUUCCGAAUGACCUUGCGCCGGCUCCCUUGCAACUGCCUGUGUGUAUCGUGGCGCCUGUGCUGUACCUGCGCCAGUCUGGUACUUUUUCUGCUGAGCUUUUUAUUAAUCCCGGUAACAUGAAGGCGGCCGUCCGCCUUUAUGAUCACUUCGCGAGCCAAGUGUUGUCGGUGCAAAACGACGAAAAGAUCGCGAUGACUAUGCGGGUGGUUGGAAUGCCCCACUGGGAGACGGGAUCUCCCAGUACUACGCCCGUGCUCAGUGUGGGGUUGGUGUUCAAGGAACUACUGGCAGGAUUACCCGACGGCAUACUUGGAUCUCUUCCACUUUACCACGCUCUACAGGGUGUCAAUCGUGCAGCUCCUGAGAAUCCUGCCCGAGCUCGACUGAUCACCCUUGCCAUCGUGGCGUUCACCAGUGAGAUGCAGUGUGCACUUAUUUGCGCUGUCUUUGGGUUCCUGUCAGGACUGGUUAGUAAAGCGGAGCAUUCCGCCGAAGCUCAGGAUGCCGGGACAUCAGACCGAGUAGUGGCCACAUUGGACUCUGCAGGAUUGGUGCGGACAUUUGGGCCGUUGUUGGUUGGUGUUCAGCAAUCCGAUCCGCAGCGCCAAGUGGAACAAGAAGUUGAGGAUAGUCGGGUGAUGAAGAUGCUGCUCGGUGACUGGCGGGAGGUGAAUCGCCAGAUGCGAAACUGGACAAGUGGAUAUUCCAGGAGGAUUCAUGUUUGA